Messenger RNA from Babesia microti strain RI, 1995 nucleotides. Its product is annotated as RNA polymerase II subunit A C-terminal domain phosphatase. NCBI's taxonomy places the organism in Eukaryota, Apicomplexa, Aconoidasida, Piroplasmida, Babesiidae. The transcript has a single exon. The record is from RefSeq and is a predicted model, not a curated record. The coding region runs from base 1 to 1995 and encodes 664 amino acids. Gene Ontology annotation, molecular function: RNA polymerase II CTD heptapeptide repeat phosphatase activity.
AUGGCUACCAGACAGGAUAAUAUUAUUAGAGGCAAACAACGCAACCGAAAUACUGAAAAUCGUGGUUCUGACGUAAAGGUUAAAGUUCAAAAAAGGGGUAAAAAAAAAACUAAAAUUGCUACUCAACAUAACAAUCUAAAAAAGAGAAGGAUCCCCGUGAAACGAGGAAAUGAUGAAACUGCUGAAACACUCAAUUUUCCAAAGGAAAAGGUCAAUUGGAACACACACAUUGAUAUUAUAUUUGCUUUUGACAACCUAAGUGUUAUUUCCGAACAAUCUCGAUCAUCAGAUUUUUCAGAUACAUCUGAUAGUGAAUGUUCGGAUGCCUCUGAAGAGGAAGGUACACUAAAGCGGAAGAGGUUGAAGAAGCUACUUCAAUGCAAUAUAUUGCCUGAAGCUGCUGAAAAGUACAAAAGGGACUAUAAGUUACACGAGUUGACUGUUUCUUCCAGGGUUAUGGCAAAUGAAGUUGUUGGCCGUGAACUAUCCGUUAAAGUCACAGACGAUAUGAUGUUAUCAAGUGGAAAAUUGGUAUUAUUACUCGACCUGGAUAAUACACUGCUACAUGCUAUAUCACAGUCUAAAUUGGAUUACGAGUUGAAAUUGAAUGAUUAUGUGGAUGACUUGGGCGAUCCAGAAUUGUAUACAUUUACGUUACCCAGUUAUGCUGAUGUUUCAUAUUAUUUGAAGUUACGUCCCCGCUUGCGCGAAUUCUUGCACAUUUUAUCGUUCUACUACGAAAUGUCUAUAUACACUAAUGCAACAAGAGAAUAUGCAGAUGUUGUUAUAGCUAUAUUGGAUCCAGAUAGGAGUUUAUUUAUGGAUAGAAUUAUUGCUCGAGGCGGUGGUAAUGAUAGAGGUCUAACCAAAUCUGCUAGACGCCUCUAUCCGAAAUUAUCACAACGAUUUGUGGUAUCGUUUGAUGAUCGCCGUGAUGUUUGGACGGAUAUCGAUCCUAAUCAGGUUCUCAAAGCCCAUCAUUACUCUUAUUUUAUGGAAAAUUUACCACAAAACAUUGGAAAAUUUAAAACUGACAUUCCUGCCAUGCCUAAUAGUACAUCAAAAACUUCACUUGAUGGUAAAAGUCAAAUUAACGGUUUGACCCUUGAUCUAUCACAGUCAGGUGCAAUUAAUGACUCUUCCAGUGUUGGAUGUAAUUCUAGCGUCAAUAACCCACUUCAAGACUUUGAUAUGCACUUGAUGUACAUGACCAAAGUCUUUCUAGAGCUUCACAAGAGAUUCUACAGCAAUCCGCUCAAGGCAAACGUUGGAACUAUAUUAGCGGAGAUGCAGAAGGAGACACUUAGCGGUGUUGGCAUCUUUUUCACUGGAUUUAGGAAGAAUGUUAAGAAUGCAGUAUCAGGUUGGACUGAUUGUGAAGUUAGACAGAAGGAAAUGGCUUUGGAGUUUGGUGCUCACGUAGUGGAUAAAUUGGUUGAUAAGAAAACGACCCAUGUUGUGGCUGCGAAGAAUUGUACUGACAAUUUGAUUAAGAGUAGAGAGCCAGAUUUUGAUCACUUGCACAAAGUACACUUUUUGUGGUUAUACAGUUGCAGAGCUACAUGGCAAAAUGUAUCGUGCGACAAAUUUGAUGUGGACACAGUCUGUAAUAUUUAUUCUAAUACCCCACCAUUAUAUCCUGGCAGGGACCAUUGGAAGUGUCUAUACGAUAAAGACAUUCAUGGAUCUCUAGCGCCAUUAACACCUGCAACGAUUACAAAGGUCACUGCGGCUAACAAUAAGAAGAGAGACUCCAAUACCAGUCUACCCCUUAGGGUAUUCCUCGGCACUGGGCAGUACAGUCAUGAUACGGUUAUUGUAUCGCCAGUUGAAAAAAUACUUAUUAAAUGGGACCCUAAUGCCACCAAACCCAGGCAAUUUGAAAGGGGUGCCGAUAUGGAAUCGGGAGACUCAAUGUCAGCCGUCGGCGAAUCUACGCCUUAUUGCGAUGCAACAUCGUUCCCCGAUCCAUUGCUAUCCGAACUUUACAGUUAA